UCGCAACCCAUUGCUCGCCGGUCAACCCGCAGCUCACCGACGCCGUCAGCGCCUAACCCAGUGUUUACAAUUACGUAACGCUUGCGUAGCUUCAGUCUGCGCACUUUACAAUUGGUACGUGUGCCUUAUAGCUGGGUCAAUUUCUUCGACAAACAGGUACACUCGAACGGAAAAUGGCACCCGAAGCUAUUUAAAACGUAUAAAGAGAAAUGGAAUGGCGCCACUGAUCGCGAUGACUGUGAAGGUGAUGGUGAGAUGGAUACCUCGAGAUGGGUUAUAUAAUACAUUGCAUAUAAUUAGGUUUGAUGAUGAUAAUAACGAUGCAUUUUACUUUCACACUUGGUAUCUGAUAUGGCCGGUAUCGACUAUCUCGUCGGUAACGGUCCCACCGUUAAUCGUUUGUUUUGUUCCGUCUUACUUUUUUUUAUUGAUUCCCAACCGCAUCCAUCAUGUCUCAAACCGUCUGAAUUACAGUCGCGUAUCCCGUACAAUUAAUCAGUCUGUCAAGGGCCAGUCAUGUCGUGUUCCAUUGCUAGAUCUGGCCGAUAGGUACCCCAAAUCCAACAAUCUCAAGGCGGCAUCCAAAAGGAUCGAGUCUAUUAGCUCGACGUAAUGUUACUUUCUUUUAGCUUUCUGCUGGUCUAAGGCGGCGCCGACCAUUGUGCUUGAUUGGCGGACGUCUAAAUGGCGCGUUACCGCUUGCCAUAAUAUGCUAUAUACCCAGUAUGAUCUACAGUCUAUACUCGGCUGUAUUGGCAACCCUAGCGGUGCGAUUACUCGACGCCGUGUCGGAUUGAGCGCCCUCCUAGCAGAUGAAACGUUCUCCCCUCUUCUCUUUAUCGCUGUCCCCUUUUUUCUUUCUUUUUUUCUUUUUACCAUGAACUACCUCAGCUCACCGGUGCACGAGAAGAGUGCAGCGAGCUGUUCUAUCGACGCGCUCUCAGAGAUCCCGUAAAGCUUUGUCCUCCAUGGGACCCAAUGGUCCAAAUGGAAGGGCAAAUGAUUAGAUGACAAGUCGACGGCAACAGUAAACCGCCGCUAGCUGAUUAGCUGCCUUUUUCGACGCUCCGAACUCUGUACUAAUGGAGCCUGUAUCCCCUAUGCCUGUAACCUAUCAACGUAUCGUACCCAUUGUUUGCUCGUCUGACGUUUCAUUGCUUUUUGCUUCCCGCGUGCUAUUUGCUCUUCGACGCUUGUCGGCACCGGUUCUAGGCUUCCGUUGAAAUGCCAGCCACGUUUCCGCCGCCUCCUCCGCCAUUUCCGAGUGGGGCGAUGGGUGCAAACUCAUCGCCGAGUAAUGUCUCUUUAGGAGCCGGAACAGUCAAGCGGUCGCCGUCUACUUCCGCAACAGGAGCUCCCUUGGCAUCGUUUGAAAAGCCGACAAUGUCUUCAAACGUACAUCGUAAAAGCACUGACGUUAUUACUUCACCCAACAGCUCAUUACAUAAGCCGUUCAGUCGACGCCGCCGCCUGAAAUGGAACACCUGCAACCUAUUAUCGAGCCUGUACGGCCAGCUGAUUGUUGUUGUGACAUGCACACUCAUGGUGACCGAGGUCAUGGACAAUACUAUGCCAUUGUUGUCUUUCCAUGGUUACCUGUACGCGUUUUUGCUUGGCGGUUCCUGUAUAUUUCUGUUGUUCAUUUACGUCUCGUCGAUCCUGGACAAGUGUCCGUCAUUUAGCAGUCCGUCUUCCUCAGCGACAUCGUCUUCAUCAUCGCUUUCCGACGCUGAGACGGCAACGGGCACAUAUCGCGGAACGACUUGUGGUGUUGAAACCCGCAAGAACUAUACCUGUCCUGUAGAAGUGAGCUGUUAUCUUCGAGUGGGUUUAUUAGUGUUCGGGCUAGGCACAUUGAUCGGUGUGGGUCUAGAACUAAGCAGCGUGAUCACAUUGCACACGCCCUGUACAGAUCUGCUUAAUCUCGCGUCACCGGCGUUGCUUGCCGCGUUUGCUUUUAUGCAGAUGCAUUUCUUAUUCAUCAACGUUCAGCGGGCCUCGGAAACCCUGGGUUGCCUUCGGCACAUAGCUUUGAUGCACCUGUUAGCAACAAACGUUGCCGUCUGGUUCCGCUUAAUGCUAUGGGGCAUAUAUGAAGAAUCAGUCACUCGAGCGCACCGUAAAUACGCUACUAGUAUUGUGUGGCCUCCGGCUGAUUUCGUUCACAGGGAACACGCGAUUGACGAAUCUGGCAACCACCAGGUCUUUGUAACAAAGGAUUGCCUAUGGCAGCCUGAUGAAGGAGCUUCGACAGAAAAGUUCCUCAGCCUCGAUGACUGCUUGCGUAACUCCACCCUGGGACAUAUCUGGCAACGUGCGGCACCCUUUCUUGCUCCAUUUAUCGCUCAGUAUUGUGUCGUUGCAAUUGCCGUACUAUACGUCGUAUGGGAUAGCUACCACAGUGUCUGCACAAAACAAAGCUGCAGCCAAUUGUACACCGUGAGCACCUACCCGACAAAUGGCUCCGCAGGAAGUUCAUACGAUACUCUACGAAAUCGCGGAGGAAGGGACCGGGGCGCUGAUUGCCAGGGCGGAUCUAAAGGACUCUUCCUUGGACUAUUAGUGCUCGCUUCCGGCAUCAUCGUCCUCAUUUUAUACUUCGUACUGAGCCAGGAGGGCCUCGAGGCAGAUACAUUUGUGGCUACUAGCGUAUUGCACGCGGUCAUCCAAGCGUUAUCAGCCGCGGGUUCUUUACUCGGACUGAUACAGAUUUCUCCGUUGAGUGUCCGCCACUCAUGCAGUGCGCCACUGGCCGGAUUACUGCACAGGGUUGGCGUGCUAGCCACUCUUAGCUAUGCAGCCUUCGCUUGCGCUGCGGCUGCGGCUGGGGCCGAUAUACACGAUGUUUCGCAUGCGCUCUUACUGAUCGACGGUGGAGCGAUGCUGCUCCACGCAGUGACUCAGAGCCUUUUUGUGCAGGAGCUCGACACCCGUCAAGCCGACCGGAAAAACUGCCGCAAGGGUCUGCAGGUGGUAACAUUCCUGGUGUUUGCUAAUCUUGUCCUCUGGCUCAUGGAGAGUUUUACCAAUCAAAACUAUCUCGGCAAUGAAGUCGCUCGAUCGAUGUUCGGUCCGCUGACAUGGGCUAUCGUUGCUCGCGUCACCACGCCACUAGUCAUUUUCUACCGGUUCCAUUCGUGUGUGUUCCUCGUUGAAGCUUGGCGACGCUCGCGAGCUCGCUGUGGUUAGGCCUUGCCCAAAGCGACAUCUUCAAAUCUGUCCACGUCGUUCUGAAAAUAGCGAGGACAUGGAGAUUUCCUUUGGUUAAACGAUCACUCUGAUUAUACUACGGGGCAGGAUAAAACAGCAGAAGUAUGAUCAUCCCAACGGCGAACGCAUCGUCAUUUUGGAACGUGUCUUAUCAGAAACCUCAGUAACCGUGCUGAUCGCUAAUGGAAUCGCAUACUGCACCUAUUAAUUUAGCAUAGUCUUUUCCGCGCUAUAUCAGUUUCGCGGAAGAAAGCAUGAUCCAUACUCUUUUCGAAAGUGGAGCCAUCCACGUGCGGACGUUGAUUCGCAGAUGCUCGCAUACAUAUGGACGUAAAUACCGUACGAGCAGAUCGCUCUACAUCAGCCAGUAGCAAGAGGGUUACGAAUAGCAGACAACAGGUUUUGCUACAGGCAGACGCAUUAAAGUUCGUCUGCUUGAAUUCGACGUAACGAGAUAGUACGAAAUAAAAAAGAAAACAUAAUAAGACACAACAGGCAAAACGCUCAAUUCUUCUGUCUCCUUCCAAGAUGAGGUAUUAACUCAAGAUUUUGAAUUGCUUUCACCACUGCCGUACAUAUCUAUCUCAAAGCGCCACCUAGGUUAGAAGAUGGAUUACGGAUAGCGGAGUGGAGGAGCGCCGCUACUGGAGCACAACGGCCAUGACGCUUUACCUAACCGCACUAGCUUUUUUUACCGCUUCUUGCUGUCUGUAGCGUAAGCGAUGUUGGCAAAGAGUUUCAAACAUCAAUGACCGCGUGUCUAAUAUGGUCAUGCAAAGCGGCCACUCAUUUCACUACAGCUUCAGUAUCUUGUAGGUCUGCCGCAUCGAUAUGGUGCAACGCGAGACCCUGAAGACAUCAGCAACUGCUUCGGAUAACGUGAUCGUAUCGGUAAACGUCACCUUCACCCUGCCUUCGCGACGCUCCGAGACUUGCGUUCGGACAGAUUGCAUAGUCGUUUUAAUCAGUGCAGAUAAGUAGACCCUUGUUUCUGACUAAAGACAUGUCUUAAAUAAGGAUUACAAUGACACAGAGCGACACCAUGCAAGCCAUCAUGCAUUAUACAAAGUAAACACAGGUUUGCCGCCCGGUUUCAGCUACGACAGAUGUUUACACCGUUGUUGGCAGUUGCCGAAUAUAGCAGUGUGCAAGGGCUUUAUGUAUAUAUAUAUUAUUAUUAUCCACAUCGUCACUGUGUGGACCUGCUACCUGCUGUACGAGGUGUCGAUUUGUCUGAAUGGGUUAACGUGUUUGUAUGCGUAUGUGUGCUUGUUUGCGGGUAUACCCGAAUAGCAUUUGGGUUUCCCUUCACUGACCUAUGAUCGUACAAAUAUUAAUUAAUUAAUAUAUGCGAUGAGACGGAACGGGAACAGAAAGCAGACGACUUACGAAUAACUGGAUUCCAUCUUCAGCAAACGGGUCGGAUAAAGCUCGUUCUAAAUAUAGCAGUAUUUACUCUAUACAAAGUAAACUCCAGCUGUUACAUCAGGUAAUGCGAAUUGAAGCCGCCAGAUGUUUCGGUAUCAAAUACGAUGUAUGGCGAAUGCAAAAAGCAAAGAGUGAAUACGAACCCUUGUCAUCGACUAUCAUUCCAAUGCCCCUCUCGAGAUAAUAACAUAAACUGAAAAUGGCUCUUCGAAAAGGAAGGUCUAGAAGUUGACUAGGUCCCCAACCAGCUAAGCGUCAAAAACUUUGAGUUACUAACAAGCAAUUUUGAUUUGAUUACUUCCUGAGUAUAAAUACGGUAGCCUAGAGCUCGAGAGCCAAACUCAUUAACCGAUUAAAACUGAAGGUGGACAAUGCUCUACGAGCAAAUGAAGUACACAACAAUGCUUGACCUCGAACCAAAAAUCAAUCUCAGUGAAGACACGGUACAUCUAUGUUACAUAGACGAAGAAAAUCUUUACUGAGGUAGAGACUCAACUUUCCAAUGACAUAAAACGACUUCCUAACAUAAGCGUUGUGUUAGAUGUAUCGGUGCGCCAACCAAAGUAACAAGAGUGAUAUCACCGAGCGAGCCCCACUGCUUAGGAGAGCGUAGUUAUUACGAAGACAUUGCAAUUCACAUCCACGAUAUAUAUAUAUAUAUAUAUAUAUAUAGAUAUAUAGAUAUAUAUAGAGAGAGUGGCGUAGAAUGUCGACUUGUGAAUGUUUAUCCAGAUUCUGUUGACAAAGCGUAAAUACCGUCAUGUAGAAAAAAGGACUUCACAGCUGUAUUAUGAAGAUGGCACUAGCUAUAUGUAGUAUGUUUCAAUAAUUUGCCUUGCAGAAAAACAUGGGGCGUAUAUACAGUGUACUUCUGUCACAUAUACACAUAUUAUAAUAUAAUAUACGUAUUUUUGCUAACGGCCUAACCUAAGGCUCGUUUUAAAUUUCUAUCUAUUGCUACUAAACUAAUUGUGUGACAUUUUAGGAACAGCAUCAACAAGUGUGAAUUGUCCAUUUGCCGAAAGGGCAAGGCCAAAGCCAAACAUUACUCUCCGAAUUUCAGCUAAAAUAGGCAGGCCACCAACAGAGCCGGCCUAGCGAGAUUUCGGUCAAGGUCGACUCGAAGCUGACGACAGUGACCGAUCUAAUUAUUAUUAGUGCAGGUCGUAUUAUGAAGUUAUCGCCCGAACGUGUCCAAGUACGACAACUGUUUAUUUCCGUUUUAACUUCGAAAUAUGUGGUACGAAUGAUACAAAAUGACACUGCAUCACGUAUCACAGCAGAAUGAAUGAAUAAAUAAAUUAAUAAAUGGGCUAAAACUUUGUUGAGAUGUAUGGCGCACUGUGAUUCUACGAUCGACGCACAUAUGCCAAACAUAUAGACGCCUAAAGUGUCACACUAAGGAGAGCAAACCUUCGUUAACCUUUUUUCGAUCCGUUUUUUAAUUCGUUUUUACGAAUGGGUAUAUGGCUUCAUCACUUUAAUUAUAGUAACCAGCUUCUUUUUUUUUUUUUUUUUAUUAAAAUGCAGACAGGGCUCUGUAAUGUGGAGGAUAUUUACACUACGAAUGCUAUCAACAAAUAUUGUCGUCGGGCCAACUCAUCUAUCGUUGUGUAGCAGUUCUGCGUAGAAUAAUCAUCCCUGUUCUAUCUGCGUUAGCCUUCCUAAACAUCCCUAAAAAGUCCCACUAGAAGUCCCCUAAAAACGGUCGAAAAUUUCGAAGACCGUCAUCUAAACUUCACAGCCGGUAGAGACAGUUGAGUUAAUAACAUUAAGAAUUUACGGCACAAUUUGCAGACAACUAAUAGAGUAUCUGAUUCACAUAACGAAUACAUUUAGAAGGUGUGUAAACGUAUUUUUUACUUUUUGCUGCAGAAAUUUAAUAGAAAUACUUGACCAAAAGUUCGACUGUUUGUGCCAAGUACCUCUCAUAAGCAGGUAUUUCGGAUCUCGUGAGUACACCUAGAGUCAAUACGAAAUACCCAUAUGAUGAUUUCUAAUACGCAGACGACGAACGAUAUCUAAGCCCAGCACCUACAAAGCUGCCUACUUGCAUCUCACAGAACUGCUUAUGCUGUGCCGCAGGUGGGUCAUAAACAGAGACUUCGCACAUUCUGAAUAUUUAGAAAGAAGUGUCUAUAUAUGUCCUCCAUCUGGCCUAUUCCUCAUUCAGCGCAAAAGGAACCCUGAUGUGUGUUUGGCCUAUCCACUAAAAGCAAACAGCCGGAGUUCAUUAACACAUCAUCGUGUCAAACUGUUGCCACACGAAUUACAGCAAGGUCAUGAAAAAAUUUUUUCGUGGGUCUUACUGGAUCCAGACGGCUGUGGCCUAUGGUAUUUUAGCGUUAGGUAGGCUCACUUAUGACCUUUCCUAAGCAUCGUGAGGCGCGUCGCUUCCGGUUGCUAAAGGAGAAAUUAUUGAUAGCUGAAACUGAUCGAGGAAAAAUAGUCGUCGUUAGGAAAAGAUAGAAGGGAAUUAAGUACAAAUCCUCUAUGGUGAUGACCAAUAUUAAAUACGGCUAAGUUCACUGUGGCAAUAAGCAGGGCAUGCGACAGAAACGCGACAUCCUACCACAGGCAGGAGGAUGAAUGAAGGGAGUGCUGGUUACUGUGCGUUUGCUGUAGCUCGGAUCGGUCGCCAUUGGCUGACUAUAUGUUUAAACAACUGUAUCAAUUUUUUUCGAUCGCAUCAAUCAACACAUUUAUAUAGAGGGUGUUACAGAAAAAGUAAAAUUGCGUAAGAAAAAAAAAACAGCGCGGUUUCGUCAACGAAAAACUGUCGACAACAUAUAAUAAUCGAGUGACAAUUGAUGAAAUAAUAUGUUUUUACCAUAGAACAGCCAAUAACAGCUCAGCUCGUCUGUUACCUGAACCUGAUACAUGGAGAUUAUACAUAUACAUUGCUAUUUGAUCUUAAUAAAAGUAUGUUUUUA
Messenger RNA from Varroa destructor (honeybee mite), 7571 nucleotides. RefSeq names its product proton channel OtopLc-like. Gene Ontology annotation, biological process: proton transmembrane transport. Gene Ontology annotation, molecular function: proton channel activity. Lineage: Eukaryota; Metazoa; Arthropoda; Arachnida; Mesostigmata; Varroidae. Gene Ontology annotation, cellular component: membrane. The record is from RefSeq and is a predicted model, not a curated record.